UGUCUUGUGGGCAGGAAGUGUGAGGUACCAAGCAGCUCAGGAACUCCGGGGAGGUGGCGGGGAGCAGGAGGGGGUGUGUGUUGUGGUGAGGAGGAGCGGAAGUCGGAAGCUCCAGCUGCCACAGCCACGCUCACUGGGCAGGCCGACUGUGCAGCCAGGAAGUGCUCCCGGGAGCUCAGGCCAAGUCAUCCUUUCUUGGGUCCUUUGGAGGGUAGACAUGGAUUCCCAGUUACCCCAGCGGCCAGUACUCCCCCUAGUCCACACAGUGAGACUGUGAAAGCAGAUACUCCUGGGGGCUCCUGCGCAGCGUUUGUGGAUAAUGGGUGACUACGGACUCUCUGACCACCCCCAGCCCAUGGAAAUUCUCAACCUCUACCUGGGAGACAACCUGCAGCCCCACCCAAGAGAGUGCCCAAGGGAAACGUGCGGCCAUCAGGACCUGCCAGAGCCUUGCGGGGAGCAAACCUGGGCCACUGAGCCUCCUGAAUCUACCAGACAAGAUGCUCCUCCCUGGGGCUCCGAUGUGGAGCUCACACACCUGGGGAGCUGCUCUGCCCAGGGGGAGCAGAGGCAGAGCACAGCAUCACCAGGCUCACCUGGGAACAGCCAUCUACUGGGGAGCCCACAGCAGAACCGGAGCACGUCCACGCAGGUGGUGUUCUGGGCAGGCAUCCUACAGGCCCAGAUGUGUGUCCUAGACCUGGAGGAGGAGCUGGAGAAGACUGAAGGGCUCAAGGCAGGGCUGAGAUGCUGUCUCCCCUCACCCCCUGUGGACCUCCCCGGGGACAUGGGCCUGCACUCCAGCCCACCUGAGGAGGAGGACUCCGGGGAAGACAGCAGUGAGCCUGACGGGGAAGGUCAGGCAUGGCUGAGAGAGGGAAUCCCAGAGUCUUCCCCACAGUGGGAAGCUGAGGAGGAGAGCAUGUUCUUCAGCAACCCCCUCUUCCUGGAGAGUCCUUGCUCAGAAAACAGUGCUUCUGGGGAGUGCUUUUCCUGGGGGGCCUCAGACUGCCAUGCAGGUGUGAGGACGGGACCUGAGAGUCCAGCCACCCUGGAGCCUCCCCUCCCAGGAGACACGGUGCUGUGGGAGCUGGGAAGUGAGCCGGAUUUGGGAGACGGCACUGCUACCAGUGGGCAUCGUACCCCUCCGUUCCCUAUGCCCGUCUAUAAAUCACACUCCAACUGCUGGGCCUCAGUGGCUGCUGCUGAGGGGGCUCCUGCAGCACCUCCUGCUCAGGGGGAGAGUGAGACUUCUCAGGGAGAUCAGCUUGGCCCUGCUCCAUCUGCAGCACCGUGUGUGGACGAAGCAUUGACCUGGGAAUCAGGAUGCGUCGGAUCUGAUCUUGGCCCUGCUGCACGCCCUGUGCAACCUUGGCAGGCCCUGCCCAGCCCUGAGGGCUGGCAGCAAGCAGGUCCUUUUUGGCCCCAGGUGCCUCUUAACUCCCAGGACAGAGGUGACGGGGAGGCUGGGCACCCACAGGAAUCUGGCCCCUGCGCCUUGGCUCACAGCCCUUCAAGGAGCCCAGCUUCUUCUCCAGAACGUAGCAGCCCAGAAUCUGAGAGCAGAGGCCCUGGCCCCAGGCCCAGCCCUGCAUCAUCCCGGGAGGGCAGCCCGAAGCUUCAGCACCACAGCUCAGGGAUUUUGCCCAAGUGGACACUAGAGGCUUCACACUCUUCACUCUUGGAGACGGUUGGGGAAGAGCCAAGUUUCUUGAAGAAAGAGGAGGCAGGGGAGGCCCCAAACCCAGGCGAGGAAGUAAAGAGUGAAGGAACAGUCCGGCUUGCAGAGACUGGAAACGUCCAGCCCGACAUUCACCUGACUUCUGCAGAACAGCUUCCUGCGAGCCCUAUGCCCCAAGCACAGUACCCAGAAGGCCAGAGGCUGCCAGCUGGAGACAAGCUGUCUAAUGGCAUCAGGAACCAGGAGGUAGCCUGGAACUUGGCCUCCCGCCUCUAUCGCCUGGAGGGCUUCCGAAAGUCUGAAGUGGCUGCCUACCUGCAGAAGAACAAUGACUUUAGCAGGGCUGUGGCUGAGGAGUACCUGUCCUUCUUCCAGUUUGGAGGCCAGAGCCUGGACCGAGCCCUCCGGGGCUUCCUCCAGGCCUUGGUGCUCAGUGGGGAGACUCAGGAACGGGAGCGAAUCCUCUACCAGUUCUCCAGACGCUUCCACCACUGCAAUCCGGGGGUCUUCCCCUCAGUAGAUUCUGUACACACCUUGACAUGUGCAAUCAUGCUCCUUAACACGGACCUGCAUGGACAGAACAUUGGGAAGAGCAUGAGCUGCCAGGAAUUCAUAACCAACCUGAAUGGCCUGAGGGAUGGCGGGAACUUCCCCAAGCAGCUGCUGAAGGCCCUCUACUGGUCUGUCCGCAGCGAGAAGCUCGAGUGGGCCGUGGAUGAAGAAGAUGCAGCCAAACCUGAGAAGGCCCGGCUGUCCCUGCCAACUGGCAAGAUGAGCAACCCCUUCCUUCAGCUGGCUCAGGAUCCCACGGUGCCCACCUACAAGCAGGGCAUCCUGGCUCGGAAGAUGCAUCAAGAUGCAGAUGGCAAGAAGACGCCAUGGGGCAAGCGUGGCUGGAAGAUGUUCCACACCUUACUGCGGGGGAUGGUUCUCUACUUCCUGAAGGGAGAAGACCACUGCCUGGAGGGGGAGAGCUUGGUGGGGCAGAUGGUGGACGAGCCCGUGGGGGUGCAUCACUCGCUGGCUACCCCCGCCACCCAUUAUACCAAAAAGCCUCACGUCUUCCAGCUGCGCACGGCUGACUGGCGCCUCUAUCUCUUCCAGGCACCCACUGCCAAGGAGAUGAGCUCCUGGAUCGCGCGCAUCAACCUGGCUGCGGCCACGCACUCCGCACCGCCUUUCCCCGCCGCCGUGGGCUCGCAGCGCAGAUUCGUGCGGCCCAUCCUGCCAGUGGGCCCCGCCCAGAGCUCCCUGGAGGAGCAGCAUCGAUCCCAUGAGAACUGCCUGGACGCUGCCUCGGACGACCUGCUGGAUCUGCAGAGGAACUUACCGGAGCGGCGGGGCCGCAGCCGCGAGCUGGAGGAGUACCGCCUGCGGAAGGAGUACCUGGAGUACGAGAAAACCCGCUACGAGACCUAUGUGCAGCUGCUGGUGGCCCGUCUGCACUGCCCCUCUGAUGCCCUGGACCUGUGGGAGGAACAGCUGGGGAGGGAAGCUGGAGGCACUCGGGAGCCCAAGUUCAGCCUGAAGAAGUCCCACUCGAGCCCGUCCCUGCACCAGGAUGAGGCUCCCACCACGGCCAAGGUGAAGCGCAACAUCUCAGAGCGCAGAACCUACCGGAAGAUCAUCCCCAAACGGAACCGCAAUCAGCUUUGAAGACAGCGCCACCUCAGAGACACUGGCUCCUGCUCCAGGGUAGACCUGAGAUAAACCUCCCUGGAAGAGACUUAUUUCAAUAAGUCCACCAUGACAGAUGAGGCACCUCCUUUUCCUGAUGAAGGACAAACCUUGUUUCCCUGUGGCCCUCAUUCCCAUGCUCACUGAAGCUUCCCUAAGAGUGCUGUGCUCUCCCCAACCCCAUGGCAGUCCCUCCAAAGCCCCAGUCCCUGACCACUCCCAAGGGAAAAGGCAGGUUGAGGACUUGACUUUACUCCCAGAGUUCAUCCCACAUCACCUUCCAAGCCCCAGAAUCCAGAGUGGCCUCAUUUCCUAGACCUGCUGGGUCUUCAGCACUAGUUUGAGAACCAGUGCAUAUAUGGUGUGGCUCUGGCUUCUGGGGGAGAGCUUGGGGCAGCAGAGGCUUCUGGGCAGCCCAGCCAGGGGAGCCACAGCUCUGAGGAUGGUCUUGCUCUGGGAAUUAGGUGACCUUCCAGGGGAGGCCGCAGGAGAGUGAAUCAGGGACUCUUGAGAGAUUCCUAACUUGCCUCCUGUGACCCAGGGAGCAGGGUCACUAAGCUCCUGCCCAUUGAGGGGAUGGCCUUCUGGGCAGGGAUGUCGGCAGGCUUCAAGGGCACCAUGUGGCCGUGAGGCCCCAUGUCUUUGUCUCCUUGUGUCUCCUUUUUUUCCUGUCAUCUUCCUUUCCUUUGAGGCAGAUGAAAGAGCCUCACACACCCAACUGCUAAUCAACAGAGCGAGCUGAUGGCAUGAGUGAGGGCUGGGAGAGGUGGGGCCUCCAGAGCUCUGCAAAGAACCCUAGAAACAAGGAGCCUUUGUUCCAACAGAGCAGGGAAGGAGGCUCUCUAGGUUCAGACCACUGGAGAGGGUAGAGAGGUAAAGGGUGGUGACAGUUUCCCUUGGGGUCUGCCUGGCAGGAGCCACAACUUAGGAGAGUUGUGAGGGAUGGGACCGAGGCAGGAGACCAGGUGAGGCCUAGGCCAGGCACUAGAGGUUCUUCUGUGCUCCUUCCUACACAUGCCUUAAAGUUUCCUUCCUGUGGGUUGCCUGGACCCCUUCCCCAUCUCUGGCAGCUCAGAGGGGCUCUGCUGCUCUCCCCUGGGAAAUCCCCUUGUCUUGCCCUCUGGCUGCCUCCCAGCUUGGCCUGUUCUCUGAGGAAGGUUCCGGAGAUUCAUGGACUUGGGCUCUGCCUGUAGGAAGGAGGCUGGGCCGGAGGGAGCAGCCACCAUUGUCUCUGUUCAGCCAAGUGUGCAAGUAGGCUACCCGCCAAGAGGGGGCCUCUGCUACCCGCUGCUGCCUGCCGGCUGACGCACUGCCUCCCCAGCCUUCCUGCUGGGCCACUCUCCUCCCUUCCCAUGCUUGUAACCAGCUCUGGGGCCUGGACCUCCACAGUUAAGGCUGGCCCUUGGAGGACGUGUCUGGGGCUGGGCCAUGCACCCAAUGGGUGCACAAUAAAUACAGGUCAACAGAGACAAAGUUGUGUCAGUGUGUGAGGAAGGAAGGUCAGGCAGCUGGGACCACCCACAGUGUGGCAAGCUUCAUCCCUCUGCCCCAAGUGUGUAUGUGUGUCUGUGCAUGUGUGUAGUGUCUGUGUCUGUGUGUUCAUGCAUAUGCAGGAGUCACACGGUCAUAGGCCGUCAAAGCUGGAGGAGACCUCAGAAUCAUUCAUUCGCCUACUUGCUCAUUUAUUCAUUCAUUCAUUUCGCAAAUAAUAUGGGACACUUUCUACGGGCCAGUACUAGGGGAUUUACAGAUAAAUUAAAUGUCCCUGACUCCAUGA
Messenger RNA from Sapajus apella (tufted capuchin), 5135 nucleotides. It is a transcript of the gene PSD4, whose product is annotated as pleckstrin and Sec7 domain containing 4. Gene Ontology annotation, cellular component: ruffle membrane. Bases 320 to 3337 code for a protein of 1005 amino acids. The transcript has 17 exons. NCBI's taxonomy places the organism in Eukaryota, Metazoa, Chordata, Mammalia, Primates, Cebidae. The record is from RefSeq and is a predicted model, not a curated record. Gene Ontology annotation, biological process: regulation of ARF protein signal transduction. Gene Ontology annotation, molecular function: protein binding; guanyl-nucleotide exchange factor activity; phospholipid binding.